AUGUUAACAAAGUUUCUCACAAUUCAAACUCGAUUAUCAGAUCUAAUCACAAACUACACUACACAUAUGGUCUCAACAGUCGUAUACGGUGACGCUAGAAGGAACACGCCAGUGAACGGAUUUAAAUUUCACCUUGAAGAAAAGAACUCUGCAUGGUGCACGACGGAGACGAGUUUUGAUCGUCAAUCGAUGGGACUUUUACAGAUACAAUUGAUGGAUCGCGAGAAUGAUUUGGGUGGAAUUUGGUUUGACAUUCCAUACAAUAGGAAAUUAAUUGAAAGCAAGUCGGAAAAUACUUACACGACUCGUUUGCGUCUCAAGCAUAGCCUCGUAAUGUCGAACGGUAUGAAGAGCGAUAUAAACAUUGAACAUAUGCCAGUGGUAACCUGCGAGCGAACUAUCCCAACAAUUAAUCAUUAUGAUUCUGCCGAUAGCGGAUACGGAGAUUGUGACAAAGAUUCUGACGAAGUUUUUAACGAUGAUGAACCAGAAUUUCAGUUCUUAGAAAUGAGAAUUUCUUCACGGCUUCUUUUCUCAAUGAUUGAUGAAAAAGAUAAUCGUGCGCCGUAG
Molecule: messenger RNA, 570 nt
Organism: Ambispora leptoticha
Lineage: Eukaryota; Fungi; Glomeromycota; Glomeromycetes; Archaeosporales; Ambisporaceae
Source: the annotation of a GenBank genome assembly